AUGAUUCGUGUCGUCAGUUUGUUGGAUCUGAUUCACUUUAUUUUGGUAAUCUGGAAACUCCUGCGAAGGUUCUUCCUCGGUGGCUCGAGUGCGUCGGGCCACGUGUUGACUUUGCGUUGCGUUUCCACUCUCCGUCAAGCAACUGUAAGCUACUUUUUCUCGUUCGGUGGCUCCGCAGAUCCGGCGAGCUCGUUUGAUUGGCUUCCACCCCCGCCAGCCAUCAACAUCUCUCUGUGUCUCUUUCUCUUCCUAUCUCUCUCCCUUUAAGAUUUUUUGAAGGCUUUCAUUUGAUUUUCUUGGUUCAAGUAAGUCAUAGACGAUGCUGGGUUUAGAAUUUUGGAAUGUAUGAAGGAAAAUUUACGCCAAGGUAUAGUUCGAUCAUCAUUUUCUAGUUGCAGCCAUUUUUCCGGUGGACCAUCAAUUCAAGAAAAAAUGGACUUGUACCUUUCAAAAUCCCAGCCAGCUGUCGUUAAUUUAUUAUGUUUCUUCCAAUUUUUUCACUCCAUCAUUAUUAAAAUCUAUGAUUGUUUAUAGAGAAUCCUAUCCCAAAUUUUCAGUAAGGAAUAUUUUGAAUGGAUGUUGUCGGCAUUGUCUCUUCUACCUGUUAGGCACUUACGCAGCGUUAAGAUUCCUGUUUUUUUUUUUGCUUCAGAGGCCACAAUCGGCCCCCUGAAACAUUUUUUGUAACUUUCAUGCAUUUUCCAAUGCUCUUUUUCCGUGAUUUUCUUGUUCUUGACCACUCUACGAAGAAAAAUUCAUGAAAAGAUCAGGGACGGAAGUUCAAAGGGAAAACAAGGAUGGAGGAGGAGGACGUGUUCACGUGCCGAAUCCAGUACGUCAACGACGCGGAUCCAUUCGCGACCACCUCGAGCUCCUAUCUCGAGCCCAUGCGUCCAGUAACCUUCAACUUCCGGCUGCACUCCCUCAUCGGCGACCAGCUCACCGAAGUCAUAAGAACUCUUCGUGCUCCUCACAAGGUUUGCUUUACUUUCUGUUCAUCGUCACCUGGCUGAUGACUCCUCAGAACUCGAGCUUAUAUAAAUUCCAAUGCUAAAGUUGCGUGAAGGCUUAGGUUCUGAAUAAAUUAAAUUCUGAAUUUCAAUAGAAAGGCUUUUCUGUAGUUUCAUUGAGCUUACAAUUAGGAUAGACAAUAAUUUGGCUGUUGCAGGUUGGAGACUCGGCCCUGCAGGUCUACAAAGGGCUGGAGGGAGGCGGCGGCGAGUUUCACACCUACCUGGACUCAGACCUCACCCUCGCCGACCAGCCGGACGAGCUCGACCUUCUCAAAUCCGAUUCGUACGUUUUUCUGAUUUUUCGGCAUUACUAG
This is a messenger RNA of Caenorhabditis auriculariae, 1327 nucleotides long. Lineage: Eukaryota; Metazoa; Nematoda; Chromadorea; Rhabditida; Rhabditidae. The record is from the annotation of a GenBank genome assembly.